AUGCAGUUGAUUCCUCGCUCUUACAAAUUUUGGAACUAUGCUCCAUCGAUCCCUGCAGCAGUCAUCUUUAUGCUCCUAUUCCUUGUUUUGACUGUGCUUCAUUCUUGGAAGUUGUUCAAGACGAGGACAUGGUUUUGCAUCGCUUUCACUAUAGGGGUUCAGGUCAUUGGAUACAUAGGUCGUGCCGUGGCACAUAAUAAUACGACCACUAUGGGACCAUACAUAGUCGCCAACAUCUUCAUCCUCCUGAGUCCCACCCUUUUCGCUGCUUCUAUUUAUAUGACCUUGGGUCGUAUAAUUCGUUCUGUUGGGGGCGAACACCUUUCCGUGAUCAGAGUCUCGCGUUUGACGAAAACUUUUGUCUGGGGUGACGUUCUGUCAUUUGUCAUCCAAGGAAAUUCCUCCUCGCUUUCGAUCUUGGGAUAUACGACGUGGGCUAAGGUUGCAGUUGUUGGGGGACUCGCGAUACAACUUAUAUCUUUCUCUAUUUUUUGGCUCACAGCCAUUAUAUUUGAGAAGAGAAUUCGCCGCUCGCCGACCCCCGAAUGUCUCCUACCUGGAACACCAUGGCAGAAGUCAUUGUAUAUGCUUUAUACAGUCAGUGCCUUGAUCAUGAUUCGUUCCAUCUUUCGCGUCAUUGAGUAUGUCCUUGGGAAUAGUGGCUAUCCUUUGGAGCAUGAGUGGACACUAUACAUCUUUGAUUCUGUUCCCAUGGUCAUUGUCAUGGCAGUUUUCUUCGUUUGGUAUCCCAGCGAGUUGCAGCGAAACAAAGAUAUUGAGGGAAAUGCCCCAACUCGAGCCGUUGAAGAGUGGAUACUAUGUGUGGCACUAUGUGCCAUCAAUAGGCGCAUCUGUCGUUUUUAUUCUCCUCUUCCUCGCUGUUACCGCUGUCCACUUCUGGAAGAUAUUCCGAACAAAAUUGAAUUCAUCGGCUACGCUGCUCGGGCCAGCGCCUAUGAGAAAACUGGCCGUCUGAUGCCGUAUAUCAUCCAGAGCGUCUUUAUUCUCAUCGCGCCUACUCUCUUCGCUGCUGCUGUCUAUAUGGUUCUGGCGCGAAUUAUUCGGAGUGUCAGGGCUGAAAGCCUCUCCCCUAUUCCUAUCAGAUUCGUCACCAAGGCUUUUGUCACCUGUGAUGUCCUCACCUUUUUUAUCCAAGGUGGGGGUGCUGGCCUGAUGUCGCAGGGUAGUAUGACAAACGCUGGACAAUAUAUUGUUCUUGCGGGUCUGAUCUUGCAAAUUGCCACGUUCGUUUUGUUUCUCACCACGGCGACGGUCUUCAAGCUACGUAUGGAUCGUCAUCCGACGAUUGCGACUAUGCAUAGUGAUGUGCCAUGGAAGAAACAUCUUUACAGCAUGUAUGCUAUAAGCUCCAUGAUUCUCCUUCGAUCAAUUUUCCGUGUUGUCGAAUAUGGGCUUGGAAAUGAUGGGUACCUGCUGUCAAACGAAUGGCCAACAUACAUCCUCGAUGCACUCCCUAUGUUUCUGGCAAUGGUAUGUUUCGCUGUUUGGUAUCCAAGCGAACUGGAGCCCUAUUUGCCUAAGGGGAAUACACUGCCUAUCGAGACAAUCGAACAGAAAGUUUGA
This is a messenger RNA of Penicillium manginii, 1584 nucleotides long. RefSeq names its product RTA1 domain-containing protein. Bases 1 to 1584 code for a protein of 527 amino acids. The transcript is spliced from 4 exons. Gene Ontology annotation, cellular component: membrane. NCBI's taxonomy places the organism in Eukaryota, Fungi, Ascomycota, Eurotiomycetes, Eurotiales, Aspergillaceae. The record is from RefSeq and is a predicted model, not a curated record.